GUAUUUUAAACACAAAAACACCGAAGAAGAGCAUGCAGGGUGGUUGGUGUUUUACAUGUGUCUGUGUGGUGGUGUAGCUAAUGACACUGGUCCAAACGCUGCCUGUAAUGGAUAACAUGCGAGCCCGCAUCCAUUAAAAUAUUGACCACAACGAGAAAGACUCCUGGCCAGAACACGACGAUCGUGUCUAUUAUAACGGGUUCAUCUCUGGAGGUUCGGGAUGGCGUUGGCUCUGUUCCGGCUGUGUCAGAGAGGCGGUGGUUUGCUGCUUGGCCGCGCUUUGUGCGCCGGGGUGGUACUAAACCCGCAGGUUCGGCACAGUUCCCGUUGCUAUCUGACCUUCCCACUGUCAGUGUGCGUCAGACUGGGCCAGAGCAGGGCAGUCCGUAGGUACAGUGAUUUGGUGGGGGAGGAGCAGGGACCCACCCCAGGGGAUUCUGAGGAGAACAGACUGAUACCCAACCCCGCCCUGACAGAACUGCCCUUCCCUAACCUCCCUGCAUCACAGGAGGGUCUAGACGGAGCUCCGCCCCUUUCGCCCUUCGAGGAGAUCUGCGAUGAGGAGGCGCUGCAGAUUGUAGCCCUGCCCCCUCUGCCACCCUCCGCCCCCUCCCUCAGAGAUUACGUCGACCAAUCAGAGACUCUCAGCACGCUGGUGCACUUAGGUGUGGACCUCUCGAAGCUGCAGGCUCGGCGGGGAGUGGGCUCCCUGCUGCUGCGUUUGGGGCUGAAGGAUCUCCAGGACAGGCUGCUGUUCCUCAGAGACCUGGGCCUGCAAGAGCCCCAGCUGGGCCCCCUCCUCACGCACAACCCCUUCAUCCUCACAGAGACCCUGCACAACCUACGCGCCAGGGUGUUGUAUCUGCAGUCAAAGCGGUUCCGCCUGGAGGACGUGGGCUCCAUGGUGAGCAGGGCUCCCUACCUCCUCAGCUUCAGUGUGCAGAGACUGGACAACAGGCUGGGCUUCUACCAGCGCCUGCUGCAGCUCAGUCCCCACAAGACUCGCGAUAUCGUGACUCGUCUUCCUCGCCUUCUGUGUGGCAGUCUGGAGCCGGUGAAGGAGAACCUGAAAGUGUGUGAGCUGGAGCUUGGGUUUCGCCCAAACGAAAUUCAGCACAUCGUCACGACGAUCCCCAAACUGCUGACAGCCAAUAAGAAGAGGCUGACGGAGACAUUCAACUAUGUCCACAACACGAUGGGCAUCUCUCAUGCGCUGAUCGUCAAAUUCCCCCAGGUGCUGAACAGCAGCCUGCUGUGCAUCCGGGAGAGACACCUGUUCCUCAGGUACUUGGGGAAGGCCCAGUACGAUCCAGCCCUGCCAGGCUACCUGCCUCUGGACCGCCUCGUGUCCCUCCCGGACCGGGAGUUCUGCUGCCAGCUGGCCUCGGCCUCCCUGCAGGACUUUGAGCUCUUCCAGAAGACACUGUAGUGGCCGACCGCUGGUCCUGCCCUGGGCUUCACACCGUAGCCUCUGGUCCUGACGUCUCAGGCUGCCCAGUUUAGAUGAGGCAUUUCAGUGGCCUUCUGCAGCCCAGAGAAUGUGUGUUACCAGCCAAGGGAUGUAAUCUGUUUGCACUGAUUGCAGAAAUCAGUGAGAGGGAACUGUUACUUUCAGACAAAGACAGGCAGAGUGACAUCUGGGGGCAGCUGAAAGAUGGAUAGCAAUAAAAUCAAAUGCUUACUAUUUGUCUCCGCUCUGCAGGGUAUGGUUCUGUGUACAAUGUAAUAUGUGAAAUAUUACUUUUUACAUUAAAGAAGUUUAAAAUGAAAAAUAA
Molecule: messenger RNA, 1775 nt
Organism: Conger conger (European conger)
Lineage: Eukaryota; Metazoa; Chordata; Actinopteri; Anguilliformes; Congridae
Gene: mterf3
Product: mitochondrial transcription termination factor 3
Exons: 8
Coding region: 221-1429 (402 amino acids)
Biological process (GO): mitochondrial ribosome assembly; regulation of DNA-templated transcription
Cellular component (GO): mitochondrion
Molecular function (GO): double-stranded DNA binding
Source: RefSeq, a predicted model, not a curated record